Molecule: messenger RNA, 1257 nt
Organism: Annulohypoxylon truncatum
Lineage: Eukaryota; Fungi; Ascomycota; Sordariomycetes; Xylariales; Hypoxylaceae
Product: FAD dependent oxidoreductase
Exons: 3
Coding region: 1-1257 (418 amino acids)
Molecular function (GO): D-amino-acid oxidase activity; FAD binding
Source: RefSeq, a predicted model, not a curated record
AUGCCGCUCACCCUCUGGAGAGACAUCUCGCCUGUAGGCCAACCACUUCGAAGGCCUACUAGCAAGUCCCCACACGUACUAAUAAUCGGUGGUGGCGUCACUGGACUGAUAUCAGCUUGGGUCCUUCUCGAUCGGGGAUACCGCGUCACAGUCGUCAGCAGUGCGUGGGUCAGCGAUGAGCAGCGUCUGACGUCCCAGAUCGCCGGAGCGCUCUGGGAGUUCCCGCCUGCCGUUUGCGGGCAGCACACCGACAAGAUCUCGCUGGCCCACUCGAAGCACUGGUCGAUGACGGCGUACCACAUCUGGGACGGGAUCGCGUCCAUUCCCCAGCUGAGUGAGGCGUCGGGCGUGCGUAUGAUGCCGUCAGACUUCUUCUUCCCCGAGCCCGUGGAGAGCGAUAAGGCCCAGGUCGAUAAGAUGACCGAGAUCAUGGCUAGCGGUGUGAGAGGGUUCUACCGGGGCGCUGACAUCAUCGACGAAAGAAGGGUCGACCCAUCAUACGGCGCCGUGGAUGCGUACGAGCUGCUGGCUCCGGUCAUCGACACCGACAAAGCGAUGGGCUGGCUGACGGAGCUCGUCGAGAGCAAGGGAGCUGAGCUCGUCACGGAAACCAUCCACGACGACCUUGUCGAGAUCGAAGACGCGCUGAGGGCUCGAUUCGAAGCCGACGUCAUAAUUAAUUGCACGGGCCUGCAAGCCCAAGAGCUCGCCGGCGACGAGACCGUCUACCCGAUCAGAGGUGGACUCAUCCGAGUCAUCAACGACGGGGCGGACUUCCCGAAAGUAGAGGCGGCUCUGACUAUUACGGCAGACGCAGCUCACUCUUCCAACGAGAUCAUCUUCCUCGUCCCUAGAAAUGACAACAUUUUGUUAAUCGGCGGUAUAACGGAGCCUCACGAAUGGAAUCUAGACCUUACGCUAGAUACUCCCAUCAUUCGCAGGAUGAGAGAAAGGUGCGAGAAAUUCUUACCAGGUCUAGAGAAUGCGCGCCUCGACCCCGAUUACCCGCUCGCGCAGGGCCUCCGCCCGUUCAGAGGUCAAAACGUAAGGGUCGAGCGCGAGCUUCGCAGGACAGGUAGCCGCAUCAUUCACUCUUACGGACACGGUGGUGCCGGCUGGAGUCUGUCAUUCGGCUGCGCUCAAGAUGUGGCGAUGCUUGUAGACGAGGCUCUUGAGGGAAUUCCGGCCAGACCAAUGAGCGAGACGGUAUUCGAACGAAAAGCAGCCGGAUUCCAGCGAAUUCCGGUAAAACACUGA